UUAAGAACACAAUCAACUGCUGAUCAUUGUUAGUUUCUUUGUAACGUUCGCGGUGGAAGUGUAUAAACGAGCUUAAGUGAGUUGAAGAUGUCUCCAUUUUGGUCCUUUUACCAAAUAUUAAUAUUCCUGGUUAUAUUUCAAUUUCCAAGAGGUGAGAGUUAUUCGAGACAAUAUAGAAUACUUUCUGGUGAUUAUUAUUACCCUUCCUACCGUUAUUAUGAUGGUUACCGAAUUACUUCGCCAUCAAAAAGUUAUUACGUGAAACCAUCCAGUUACUAUCAAGACGAUAAUGUCUAUAUAACGGAUAAAUAUGGACAAACUACCGUCGUUAACAAAAAUUCGUACUAUCAAAGAGCAGCGCUAACAUCUCCACAAAUUUCGUCCCUCAGUUUACCGAGUGGAAAUUUGUGCGCCAAAUGUGGACAAAAUGCUCAAUGUGCUAUUGUUGAUGGUAGACCGGUUUGUUCCUGUUUAAGAAGUCACAUAGGAGACCCUCUUUCAUCAUGUAAAAGAGUUGAAUGUUUAAGUGACUACGAAUGUGGUCCUCAUCAAAUGUGCAAAAAUGAUAAAUGCGUUAAUCCAUGUGAUGGAGUCUGCGGCAUCAAUGCAAAUUGCGAGGUUCGACUACAUGUUCCAGUGUGUAGUUGUCCAUCUGGUUAUACUGGCAACCCUUCUUUGAGUUGUCGAAGAUUCGAUCCAGCUGAAUUAUGUCAUCCAAGUCCGUGCGGUGUCAACACCAACUGUGAAGUGAUUAACGAAACCCCAACUUGCAAAUGUUCCCCUGGAUAUAAAGGUGAUCCGAUAACUGGAUGUCGCCACGAAUGCGACGCAGAUUCUGAUUGCGGUUCACAAAUGGCUUGCAUUGAUUACAAGUGUCAAAAUCCUUGUUAUACUCAAUGCGGACAAAGUGCACAGUGUCAAGGCGUUCGAAAUCAUCAAGCCAUUUGUGUUUGUCCCGAGGGUUGGCAUGGAAAUCCUUUCUCAGCCUGCAGAGCUGAAUGUUAUGCAGAUAGCGAUUGUCCGAGAAAUAAACCUGCUUGCUUUAUUACUGCAUGUAAAAAUCCUUGUGACAACGCUUGCGGAAUCGGUGCUAACUGCGAAUUAAGAGGUUUAACACCGAUUUGUUCAUGUCCGAAAGAUAUGACAGGUGAUCCAUUCGUCAGAUGCAGACCAUUCACAAAAGAGGACCUUUGCGAACCUAAUCCUUGCGGAAGCAACGCGAAAUGCACGCCUGGCUACGACAGAUCAAACAAUGAAAGACCAGUUUGUACCUGUCCUGUUGGUUACGUUGGUAAUCCUUUGACAUCCUGUACACCUGGAGAGUGUACGGAUGAUUCGCAAUGUGGUGAUCAUCGGGCUUGUAUUGAUUAUGCCUGCGUCAAUCCUUGUCAUGGGCAAUGCGGGGUUAACGCUGAAUGUAAUCCGAGAAGACACAUUGCAGUGUGUACUUGUCCAAAUGGUUAUAAUGGAGAUGCGCUUGUCUCUUGUCACCGUGUUCAAUCGACUCCAUAUUAUAAAAAAUAAGUAAUUUUGGUGAUCAGAGAAAUUAUUAACAAAAUUAUUUAGAUGUAAAAACUUAAAGUUAAUAAAGAAUUAAUCAGUGCAUUAUUAGUUUUAUAUCAUUAUGUCCGCAUUGUAUUGUUUUUCUUCUCCUUCUCAUUCAUUUCUCAAUGUUAAGCGGUUUUCUAGAAUAUUGUCCAAAUACAAUCAUUUUUAUCUCAUGUUAACGUUUAUUUAAACCACUAUCUUUUUUUGUAAUCAAUGAACUUUGUAACUUCUUAAACUAUAACCGAUGUUAAGUAUUAAAUAGGUCAAGUUUGAAUUUA
Onthophagus taurus is the source of this 1826-nucleotide messenger RNA. It is a transcript of the gene aspr, whose product is annotated as asperous. NCBI's taxonomy places the organism in Eukaryota, Metazoa, Arthropoda, Insecta, Coleoptera, Scarabaeidae. The record is from RefSeq and is a predicted model, not a curated record.